GCCUGAAAGGUGUCAACUGUCUUUUAAAAGUUAAAUGUCCUGUUUGGAAAACAUGAAUGUUGUUUUCGUAGCUUAGAAAGUUUUUCCAAAAAAGUCUAUUGUUUAGGCCAAAUUUUUAACUAAAGCAAGCAUUGUCUAGUUUACUUUGAUUAGCGGAUAUGGUGUUGACUAAAGAAUACCGAAUAUGUAUGCCCUUAACUACAGAAGAGUAUCGUGUAGGGCAACUUUACAUGAUUGCCCGACACAGUCUUGAGCAGUCUGGGGACGGCGAAGGGGUUGAAGUGGUGGAAAAUAAGGAAAUUGAAGAUCCAGAACAUGGCAAGGGCCAGUACACGGAGAAACGGAUCCAUUUAUCCAAUCGGCUUCCUUAUUGGAUUCAAGCAAUCAUACCAAAGAUAUUCUAUGUAACUGAGAAAGCGUGGAAUUACUACCCUUUUACAAUAACAGACUACACUUGUUCGUUUAUCCCAAGGUUUCACAUUUCAAUUCAAACGAAAUACGAAAACAACAGUGGAACUACUGAGAAUUGUUUAAAUUUGACUCCAGAUCAACUAGCUGAUCGAUUGGUUGAACAUAUUGAUAUAGCAUACGAUGAGGUAGCAGCAAAGCAUUACAAGGAGGAAGAAGAUCUGAAGUUUUUCCGAUCGGCAAAAACUGGACGUGGACCGCUAGUUGAGGGCUGGCGAAAUAAUUUCCAGCCCGUUAUGUGCAGCUACAAGUUGGUGUAUGCUUACUUCGAAGUAUUCGGGCUGCAAACUAAAGUGGAGGAUUUUAUCCAUUCGUGUAUUCGGGAAGUCCUCUUGCUAGGACAUCGGCAAGCUUUCGCUUGGAUCGAUGAAUGGAUUGAUAUGAGUGUAGACGACGUUCGGAAAUAUGAAUCUUCGCUCCAACAGCAGACCAACUCACUACUCAGGGAUAGCACUAGCCCUCAAGGUGCUGAAAUCCAGAGUGAUAUUUCGGAAGGUGCGACCCUGCCAGGGUCUCCAAAAUCGCCAGUUCAGAGUCCAGCUAAAAAGGGAUAUUUUAACUGGUUUUGAAUCAAUAUCGCUACCUAAAUUGGCUGUUAGUUUUGUACUUUGAUGCGUUGUAGAAUUCGGCCAGUGUCUUAAACGUCUUGCCAGUAUAAUUUGACUUCCAGUUCCCAUAAUUUAAUGGUCUCACCGCUAAUUGACUUUUCACCUAUAGCUAAGGAAUUCUUAUUUCUGCAUAUAUAUCAGUUGUUCCUAUUUGUUAAUAAAUUACUUUAUUACAUUUUAUUUCUUUGUUACCAAUUAUUUUCCAACUCUCUACGUGGACAAGUGGAAUGUUAUUUUUAUGAAUACGUUUUCUGUUGCUAAUUCAGCAAGAUUAAAAUAGCCUAUAGUUAUAUAAAAAAAACCAAUAGCCAGGAAUACUUGAACUUGAAUACUUGAAGCUAUUCGGAGUACCUACAAAUGUGGGUAUCCAGCUUAAUAAUAUCUUUAAGAAGCGAUGUCAUCCACUUGAUUUUUAAAAAUAUAUUUCUAAAUUUAUAUUUGCUUGUUAUUAUCUUAAGUGGUUUGCCAUUAGGUGACCACGCAGGUGGUGAAAUCUGAUGAGACGUUUAAAGAAGGUAUAAUUGUAAUUUUAGAGUUCUCAAUGAUAAACACAUAAUACACUACAUUUUUGCCAGCAAUUUUAAGCUAAAAUACGUUAUGCAAAAUAUUACGUUAAGGAAGCUGGGCCAAUUUUCCUAGUUAUCUUUAGUUGAAAGUCUUGAUGAGGCAUGUUGUUUAUCGAUUUUGCAAAUGUAGAUUACAUCACUUUUUCAAACUCACCAGCUACUUAAAUAAUAACAAAUACAAGAUUUACAUUUCAUCUACUUGUACUUUGCAGAUGAGAGCUGAUUAGAUAAAUUUGUUUAUGCGAAAAUAUGAUUUAAGUGCAAUUGUGUUGUAUGUGGUCAUUUCAAAUUUGCUUAUGUAAAUAAAAUACAUUCGUGGAUGAUCCUAUUCUUGAGCGGUAACCACUUAAUUUCCCCAUGUUUAGUAGUUGUGUUAAACUUUAUACGGAAUAUUCCUAAUGUAGCAUGUAAACCAUAAAGAGCUUGCAGCUGACUUUUGACUAAAAAUGCAAAUAAACAGCGACAAACAAAUGCAAAUAAACAGCCAAAUCCUUGUUGGGAUCGACAGGGUGACAAUUUUUUAAAGCAAAUAUCUUUUCGCAUUUUCAAAAAUCAGCUCUCUGUUUAGAAAAAUUCGCUUAAAAAAAGAUAAAAAUAUCUCCAUUUCUUAAUUUAAUAAACAAAAGACCGUUGUAUGGAAAUAAUCGACGUUGCAAUGAAGAGGGUGAAGUCGUACCAAACAAAAUUAUCAUUGAAAUAACGGACUUCUGCGUGUGGUCUAUACUUAGAAAUCACAUUAUACGUAUAAUAGCAAGUGCUUGAGUCUGAACAGCCCCAAUACGUAUACAGAAUAAUUGGAAAGAUUGAUUACAGCAAAAAACAUCUAAGUAUGUCAAAAGCACUUCAAUAACGUAAAAAUACCUUGAAUAUUAAUAACAUUAUUUGAGAGCAUAUUACGCUCCGUUGUUGUGUCAUUUUCGCUACGUAGUUUGAAUAAAAAAAUGAACAAUUAUACACUAAUAUUAUGCGAGUUGUUGCAUACUUAGCGCUGAUAAGAACAAUACUUUGUAUAUAUUUUUUUAGUUCUGAUUUCUGUAGUUAUUAAUGCACCUAUACCUACUUUAAAUAAACCCUUCAGUCAUAAAAAUAGCAUUGAUUGCAAUCAAAUAUGCAAUUGAUCUUGAAUUAUGGGUAGUAGUCAACACUACAUAUCUGGAAACAUCUACUUAUCUAGAAGAUAUAUUAUAUGAGAAAAAAGAAUUGGAAAUGACACCAAAUGGAAAAUAAUCACUUAUUUAUAGUAUCGCUGACUAGUUAAAUGCAUCUAACAAUUUUGUAGAUUGAAAAACUUGACAAAAUUAAAAAAGGUUUAAAGUUAAAAAAAAUCUUUGAAUGAACUGCUUGUGGAAGAGUUGCAACUUUAAACACCAAACGCAUGGUUUGUUUCUGAAACAAUUCCAUAUAAACAAACAACUCUGCCUGAUUCGAUUUACUACUAGAUACAUCUUUAAGCGGGAAUGGAGAAACCGAAGAACGAAAUAUAGAGCAUUGCUAGGGAUCAAAAGAACACGUGCUGAAGAUUAUGUUUCAAGUAAUAGCAGCUUAUUUUCAAUGAUGACUUAGUAUCAGUGACGAUAUUUAUUUAAAAAUAAAGUAUGUGGUUAUUAUUUAUUUAUCGAUCAAUUGUUUUGUGCACGUCUAAACAAUUCAGGCGCUAUCAUAAAUUGAAAUCUGUAGGCACUCAAACAUAUUCCAUAACGUGUGCAAAGGUCUAUUGAAUAAUUGAUACUCGUCACUGAAAAUCAGAAUCUCACAUUUUACGGAAACUAUUAUUUUCACACUAUUUUUUAAUUUAAACCGAUGAAGAAAAUUUGGAUUUAACAUUGACAUGAAAAGCAAAUGAAAAAUUAAGUCAAUGAAUGAAAUAUUCAAAAUUGUAAUCAAAUGAGUAUAAACAAUUACAAUAUACAUCAGGAACCUAAAAUUUUCUGUUGUCGACAAGGAGAUGAUUAUAUUCAUUGUAAAUGUUCGGCGAUUUAAAAAAUGAUUCGUCAAUAUUUAGAUACAAAUUUUGAUUUACAAUUAAUUCCGGAUAUUCUAUUAUCUGUUAAUAAUGCUAUCUGAAAUACUGUAAUCAAUUAGGGUUAAGCGAAAUACAAGUACUCCUAAGGUUUCGCUAAAUAUUACUACUUCACGUUUAAAAAAGUCGAAAUACUUAAAAAGGAGUUAAUCAAAUUUUUCAAAAAUUGGAACAAUAAAGUUUAUUUAUUUGCCAUAACAAGACCACAAUAGCUGUUUGCAAUAAAGCUUUUACCUGGCCACAGUUAACUUUAUCUUAAACUAAAAAAAAAAUAAUUCUCAUAUUGAUCCCCUAGAAGAAAUCGCAUGUUAAAUGUUAACAGGGUUUUAGUUUAAUUGACGUCAUUUGAUUCAUAUUGAAAUCAACAAAAAACGCUUAGUACAGUCACGUGGAGCAGACAAAAAACAGCGAAAAAUCUGUUUAUGAACGAAAGUACAAAAAAAUCAUAUAUACACAUUUUAACUACAAAGCGCAAUAAUAAACUGAACAAAGAACAUCAAUGCCGUCUCUAAAUGAACUAGACUGGUUUACGUUAUGCUCCAUUAUUGUGUAAAAUCCAUUAAAACAAAUAUAAAAUAAACUUCGUAAAAGUUGCGUAAGUUUGAACUACAUUGAACACAAAAGUAGUUUUUUUGAAACUGCCGCAGAUAGGAACCAAACAAAAAUCUCGUGCUAAGUGUAGCCACAUACCUGCAUAGCAGCAUCGAGUUUUACUUGAGUUCUGAUCCAUUUAGGGCUUCAUUGCGUGUUAAUGGAAAAUGAUCAGAAAUAACUUCAGCUGUGGUGUUGUCGGUAAAGUGUCCAUAAACACUUGAAAUCGGUUAGAAAAGAAUCUCAAGUAUCGCCCUUGUGUUAAUUACAGAAUAGGCCUGGAAUUUGAUAAGAUUAUAUUGAAUUAGUAUAUAAGGUUUUGCAGAAACGAUCAUCAGCAUCAAUUGCUUGGCUUGGCGACUUGCAAGAUGAAAUACAGCUUGCUCCUGCUUCUGGCGGCAGCUGCCAUUGCCUCCGUGCAUGGCAAAGCCAUUAGCAGCCAAAAUGAACGCAAAGCUGUCUACUCAGUAGACAUCUUACGUGACGACCCUGAGCCACCAGCUACUCCUCCUGGCCCACCAGGAACUCCUCCAGAACCACCAGCGACACCUGAACCACUCGGUGAUGAUCCUGAACCACCAGCGACUCCUCCUGGCCCACCAGGAACUCCUCCAGAGCCACCAGCGACACCUGAACCACUCGGUGACGAUCCUGAACCACCAGCGACUCCUCCUGGCCCACCAGGAACUCCUCCAGAACCACCAGCGACCCCUGAACCACUCGGAGACGAUCCUGAACCACCAGCGACUCCUCCAGGCCCACCAGGAACUCCCCCAGAACCACCAGCGACCCCUGAACCACUCGGUGACGAUCCUGAACCACCAGCGACUCCUCCAGGCCCACCAGGAACUCCUCCAGAACCACCAGCGACUCCUGAGCCACUCGGAGACGAUCCUGAACCACCAGCGACACCUCCAGGCCCACCAGGAACUCCUCCAGAACCACCAGCGACUCCUGAGCCACUAGGUGACGACCCUGAACCACCAGCGACUCCUCCUGGCCCACCAGGAACUCCUCCAGAACCACCAGCGACCCCCGAGCCACUCGGUGACGAUCCUGAACCACCAGAGACUCCUCCUGGCCCACCAGGAACUCCUCCAGAACCACCAGCGACUCCUG
Dendroctonus ponderosae (mountain pine beetle) is the source of this 5372-nucleotide messenger RNA. It is a transcript of the gene rdgBbeta, whose product is annotated as cytoplasmic phosphatidylinositol transfer protein 1. Gene Ontology annotation, biological process: phospholipid transport. The transcript has 7 exons. Lineage: Eukaryota; Metazoa; Arthropoda; Insecta; Coleoptera; Curculionidae. Gene Ontology annotation, molecular function: phosphatidylinositol binding; phosphatidylinositol transfer activity. Gene Ontology annotation, cellular component: cytoplasm. The record is from RefSeq and is a predicted model, not a curated record. Bases 159 to 1037 code for a protein of 292 amino acids.